Molecule: messenger RNA, 4123 nt
Organism: Engraulis encrasicolus (European anchovy)
Lineage: Eukaryota; Metazoa; Chordata; Actinopteri; Clupeiformes; Engraulidae
Product: zinc finger protein 239-like
Exons: 4
Coding region: 155-1276 (373 amino acids)
Biological process (GO): regulation of transcription by RNA polymerase II
Molecular function (GO): RNA polymerase II cis-regulatory region sequence-specific DNA binding; DNA-binding transcription factor activity
Source: RefSeq, a predicted model, not a curated record
ACUGCACAAAAGCGUUACAUCGCCGGAAAAAAUAAACAACGAAAGAAACACGGAAUUGUUUUGCAGUAGGUGUAGCUAGUUCGACAUUGCACACUAAAUUCAAGUCUGUAAAGCACGGGUGAAUAAAAUCAAAUUUAAACACGGCUAUUUAAUAAUGCAGACCCCAGUCGUUAGUGUACACGCCGGGUUGAAGUCAAACGUUGGGAGUGUUUUGCCGUAUGUUGCUGACUGUUCAAGCGAGCACCCAGCUAGCAUGAAGGAGUUUGAGAUAAAAGACGUUUUGCGCCAUAUCGGCGCGAAUCACAAGCAGACGUGCCCUGAACUCGAGAAAGUUAAAGAAUGCAUCACGGAAGCUUUACAGCUCCUGAUGCAACACAGAGACUCAGUCAUAGAGAUCGCUGGCGCGUUGGAAUACAUUACGCUUCGUAAGGCUGUGGAUGUGCAAGUCUGCUUUCACCUCCAGAGGGCCAACCAGUUCAUCACAGACGCAAUACAGGCAGGACACAUCAGACGACGCCAGCGCAUUCACACGAGAGAGCGGCCCUAUCAGUGUCAGCAGUGUGGGAAAAGCUUUUCGCAAGCGGCAAAUCUCCACCAGCACCAGCAGCAGCAGCACAUGCACGUCGGGGACAAGCCCCUCGACUGCCACCUCUGCGGGAAGACCUUACCACAGGCAGGCCACCUGGGAGGACACCAGUGCACUCUGCCCGUCGGGGACAAGCCCUACCACUGCAUUCUGUGCGGCAAGAGUUUCUCCAAGGCGGGAAACCUCCGAGCGCACCAACGCACGCACACGGGGGAGAAACCCUAUUGCUGUGCACAGUGCGGGAAGCGAUUUUCGAAGGCGGGAAAUCUCAAGGCGCACCAGCACAUUCACACGGGAGUCAGACCCUUUGGCUGCCCGCAAUGUGGCAAGAGCUUUUCGAAGGCGGGAAACCUGAAAGCCCACCAACGCAUUCACACCGGAGACAAGCCCUAUGGCUGUGGACAGUGCGGGAAAAGCUUUUCACGGGCGGGGACUCUCCAGCACCACCAGCUCAUUCACACGGGAGAGAAGCCAUACAACUGCUCCCAGUGUGGCAAGCAUUUCUCCCAGGCUGGAAAUCUCAAACACCACCUCGACAGAAGAUGCUGCGUUGCGGAAGACAGUCAGUUCAUGAUCAGGACGCCUGAAGCUCAGCAGCGUUUCAAAUCGGCUCCCAACAUAUUUGAGUAUCUGUCUCAGAAAAUGACCAUGCCCCCACCUGAAAAUGCCCACAGUCUGUCAAAUGUAUGAGUAAUGUGAUGUAUUCAAACAAUUUCAAUUUGAUUGAUAUUGAUUACCAAUCAAUAUCAAUCAUACUGUACCAUGUGUCACCAAUGUAGUGGGAUGAAGUCGGGUCACCUAUAUGGGUGUGACUUUCCAUUGGACUCUAUUUAUUCUCCUGAUCUCCUAGGCUCCUUCUCAAUAUCCAACCUCCUAUUCUCUCCUUUUGCUUGUGGCCUUGUACUUCCCGGAUGCCCCGCCUCCGUGGAGAAAACGAUAAAGUUUCCCAGCAGUAUAAUAAACGAUUUAAGUUUCACAACCUAGGCACUUCAACUUUUGGUGGACCAACAUCAACAUCCUGAUUGCAAAUGAGAAAAUGACCUUUAAACUCUGCUUUUGAGCAGAGGUAGCCAAAGUAAAUGUAUAGUGCAAGUACAACACUAGCACAUACAGUAUAUUACCUAGUGGUAACACCUGCUAUUCCAGUCUACCUAAUGAGGUGGCUAAACACUAGUGUUACUGAAAUAAAAACCUAAGAAGAAAAUCACCAAAUUUGAUCCAAACAGUGCAUAAUCGGAGACAUCGCUCUAUUGCAGUGGUUCUAUUUUGAACGCCCCCUUGACCUCACCAUAAGCAUCCCAAUGCCCCCUUGAACACAUCAUCAGCCUGCAAACGCUCCCCUCCGUAUCGAAAAAUAAAAUGGACUAAUGCCCCCCAAUGGGGACUACACCCUGCCCCCCACUCGGCUGUAUCCUUAUCAACGUCCCCUUAGGGGUCCCCAACCCUGAGGGGCUGUAGUGCCCCUGUUGGGAUACAUUACUCUAUAGCAAGGGUCCCCAAACUUUUUUCUCUGGGGGCCACAUUAUCGUUCCAGAUUGUGAUCAGGGGCCGGGAUCAAUCAUGUGGGCUUUAUCCUAGGCCACUGCCUGUUAUAACCAUAAUGUCUAGCCAAAAAUAGUUCAUCAUUACAAGUGAUUGAAAAACAUGUGAAGUACUCACUUCUUUUGCAAAUUUGAAAUACCACAGGUAUUCCUUUUAAUGUCUAAUAACCAUGUAAAAAUACCAAGGAAAGGUAAGAAAAAUAUGGUUGAUUGACAGUUUAUGAAGGAUACAAUAGAAAUGGUAGGCCUGUUUAUGUAACAGUGAGAUGAGCAACUAUCAAGACAAGAUAGGAUUGCUUCUUUGGAGCAGUUCAAAUGGUGAGGUGCAGAGAGGUGGAGGGCCGGUCAAAGGGGCAUGGCGGGCCGCAUCCGGCCACCAGGCCUUAGUUUGGGACCCCUGCUUUAUAGUAACAGUAGACCAUUUACUCAGUCAAGUUACUUGUGUUGGAAUGAAAUUAUGGUUAGUUUUUUAGUUUUUUGCUUGUACUUGGGCUACCUCUGCUUGAAAGAUAUUGGAAAAAAAACCUUCUAUUUCCAAUGACGUAUUGACUCGCAUCCAAAGGCCAUAAGCACAAGGAGAGAAUGGGAGGUUAGAUAUUGAAAUGGACCCUAGUCCCCGAAAGGGGCAUGGCUGCCAAAGGAUUGCAGCUUAAAACCUUAUGUCACGUGCACUACCGUUCAAAAGUUUGGGGUCACCCACAUUUUUCCAGUUAUUUUUCAUUCAAGCUGUAGACAUCCAUUAAAUAGCCUCAAAUGGUAAAUGUAAGUACUGAACAGUAAGACAUGAAACAAAUCCCAUGAGAUUGGUUAAACUGAACAAAAAAAGGGAAAUCUAACCAACCUUUUUCACACAUUUAUUACAUAGGAAUACUUUAAAGCCUUUUUCUAUAGACAUUUCUUUGGUUAACUAGAGAAUGGAUGGGACCUCUGGAAAGGUCUGUUUAUGCCCUUUCCAGGUUUAUGGCAUAUGUUGCGUUGCAACCUCAGCUUCAAAUUCAAAUAAUUUCAAAAAGCGGUACUAAUUUCUACCUUUCAGAAUGAACCUGAUUGGACCUGUUAUGAUGAAUUCACAAAAGAUGGUCGAGGACAUGUUUCCAAAAUAAAACCGUUGAACAGUAAAUAAUCAUUUAUCAGUUAUCACCAGACUACUGUAUAUCACAAGGGAUACAUAGUGUGGGGACCACCUACGUAAUUUCUCGUGUUGGAGGUGAAGUUUUCCGAUCGCCUAUGGCCAUUUAGUUGUUGUUAUGUGUCAUUUGGCUUAUAGUUUGCCCAUAGCCAGCAGUGUCGGUUGUAUUCAAAGAACCUACAAGCUUCCAGUUGUCGAGUAAUAGACCUACGCAUCAUAUUUGUACCCCUCCCCACUCUUGGAUUGGCUCGUUAUCUCAAGAUAGCGCUUUGGAAUGAGCAUUCAUGCUGUCUUUCAGAUCAGAACAAUCAUAGAGAGCAGCAAUGGAAUUUUCCAGGCUGCCUAUCAUCUGUGUAAUCUCACCAGAUUGGAGACUUUUUGAAGGUCUAGGACCAAAACAGCAAAAUGGUCAGUGUGCUGGAGUUAUUCUCUCUGAAAUUGUCUGACCCAUGGGCCAUCUCCUAUGCAGCUGCCAGUGGAGGUGUGCAUGAAGAAAGUUAACCCAAUAUUAAGGGAAAAGUUUAAGACACUCUUAAUUUAGUUGAGUGAGCGGUGUAUCAUACCACUCACCCUUAUCACAGUACAGUUAAGUCACAAUGGGUUUUGAUGUUGCCUGAAAGCUUUUAUAGACAUGUUUUUUUUUUAGAAAUGGUGUUGCUGUUUUAAAGCAUUGUCUCUGACUCGCUUCACAAACAACCUGGAAAACAACAAUCAAUAUGAACUAGGUAAAUGAUGGUGAUGUGUUGUCUUUUGUGUUUAAAUGGGUUUUAGAAACAAGCUGGAUCAGACGUGGCUUCAGUCCUGAGGUAUGAUAUGUUGUAUUGUAUGUGUUAUGCAAUGUGAAAAUAUUAAACAUUUUAUAUGAAC